CUGAUAAAGUCUUAACAUAAUUUCCUCCGGAGUUGGCGGUCAUUACCACCACCACCAUGGACUUCCACCUCCACGGCGGUUCCCCUUCUUCCACCUCCUCUUCCUCCUCUCACCACCGCCAACCCAUCUCCAAUUCCAACCCCACCAACAAUGGCCACUCCUCCGAUCCUAUGCACUCCUGGUGGGAGUCCAUCUCCAGAGCCCGCUCCCGCAUCCACCUUCUCUCCUCUCUCCUCCCUUCCUCUCCCCACCACGACCCUCUCUCCUCCCUCGCCGACACCGACCGCCCCGCUCGCUCCCUCCUCCUCUCCUCGUCCGCCUACUCCCUCCUCUCCUCCGCCCUCUCCGCCCCCUCCUCCGGCUCCGCCGACGAUCCCGUCUGCCACUGGCUCUACGACACCUUCCUCUCCUCCGACCCCGAUCUCCGCCUCGUCGUCCUCUCUGCCCUCCCGCUCCUCGCCUCCGUCUACCUUCACCGGAUCCACCACCCCGACUCCGAAGCUCCGAGUUCCCUCUCCGGCUUCGAGGCCGUCAUCUUAGCGCUCUACACUUCCGAGACGAAAUCGCGCAACGGCAAGGCAGUCACCGUCUCCAUCCCCGAUCUAUCGCAGCCGUCGCUCUAUCACGCUCCGCGCAACAACCCUAACUCGUCCAGCCCUAAUUCGGACCCUAGCACGCCUUCCAUUGGAGUUAUCUCGCCACCGCUGGAGCCGCAGAUGGCGGUUAAGUCCACCAAGCGCGCUUGCAUUGUUGGCGUCGCGCUGGAUUGCUACUACAAGCAGAUCUCGCAGAUGCCGAGUUGGUCAAAGCUUGACUUCUGCAAUUUUGCCGCUGUUUGGGCGGGCUUGGAUUGCCCCUGCGCUUCAGAGCUCGACGGAAAACCAGAGAAUUUUGUGGAGAAGAAUGAGGGGCGAUGGAGUGAGAACGGAUUUGGGGAUGAUACUAGGGUUGAACAAGACGAGAUCGAUCAUGUGGUGGAGAGUGUUAAGAAUUUAGAAAUCGAAAACGGUAAUUCAGCAGAAAUGAAUGAGGAGAACUUUAGAAUUCCUCUGCCAUGGGAAUUGUUGCAGCCUAUUUUGAGAAUUUUGGGGCAUUGUUUGCUGGGGCCUUUGAAUGCUGAUGAGGUGAAGGAUGCAGCGUCUGUGGCUGUGCGGCGCCUAUAUGCUAGGGCUUCACAUGAUCUGGCUCCGCAAGCAAUUCUAGCUACAAGGAGUUUGAUCCAGCUUGAUAAGGGGAUGCGUGAAGCUGCCAAUGCGGCGGCUGCCAAUGGUACUGGUUCGAAUGUUAACACUCCCAGUAAGGCUAAGAAACCCGAGAUGCUUUUAGUUUCCAAGUGAUUUUACUUUAUCAGAAUUUUCCUGUUCUUAACUUGCAUUUGGUGUUCGUUGUGAGAAUGUGUGGUUUUUGUGCAGAUUAUUAGUUGUUAUACUAGAACUAUACAUAUAGAUAAGAGUAUUUACUUUUGACGGAAGGUAAAGCACCAGAUUAAAGAGAUAUAUCAUCCUUCAUGAUGUUGUGUAAUAGUAUUAUGCAUUAUUGUUUA
Salvia hispanica is the source of this 1543-nucleotide messenger RNA. RefSeq lists its product as uncharacterized. Gene Ontology annotation, cellular component: plasma membrane. Lineage: Eukaryota; Viridiplantae; Streptophyta; Magnoliopsida; Lamiales; Lamiaceae. The record is from RefSeq and is a predicted model, not a curated record. Gene Ontology annotation, biological process: phosphatidylinositol phosphate biosynthetic process; protein localization to plasma membrane.